UUCCCAGAAGGCCCAGCGCCGGGAAGGGGUUUGCAGCUGCUCCGUCAUCGUGCGGCCCGACGCGAGCGAUCCCGCGCUCGUGUGCAGGCCUGCCUCGGCUGCUGGUCCCUGCUGCGAGGGUUCACGUGAGGCCCCGGCCUCGGUCCCUGGACUAGGCCGCGAUCCCCGGCGCCAUGAAACAGGAGGGCUCGGCGCGGCGCCGCGGCGCGGACAAGUCGAAGCCACCGCCCGGGGGAGGGGAACAAGAACCACCGGCGCCCCCGGCCACCCAGGAUGUAGAGAUGAAAGAGGAGGCGGCGGCCGGUGGUGCCUCCGCCGGGGAGGCCGACGGCAAGACGGCGACGGCUGAGCACUCGCAGCGAGAGCUGGACACCGUCACCUUGGAGGACAUCAAGGAACAUGUGAAACAGCUGGAGAAGGCUGUUUCCGGCAAGGAGCCUCGAUUUGUGCUGAGGGCCCUUCGGAUGCUGCCUUCCACAUCACGGCGCCUUAACCACUAUGUUCUGUAUAAGGCUAUACAUGGCUUCUUCACCUCUAAUAAUGCCACUCGAGACUUCUUGUUACCCUUCCUGGAAGAGCCCAUGGACACAGAAGCUGAUCUGCAGUUCCGUCCCCGAACAGGAAAGGCUGCAUCAACACCCCUCCUGCCUGAAGUGGAAGCCUACCUACAACUCCUCGUGGUCAUCUUCCUGAUGAACAGCAAACGCUACAAAGAGGCACAAAAGGUCUCUGAUGAUCUGAUGCAGAAGAUCAGCACUCAGAACCGCCGGGCCUUGGACCUUGUGGCUGCAAAGUGUUAUUAUUAUCACGCCCGGGUUUAUGAGUUCCUGGACAAGCUGGAUGUGGUGCGCAGCUUCUUACAUGCUCGGCUUCGGACAGCCACCCUUCGACAUGAUGCAGAUGGGCAGGCCACCCUUCUAAACCUCCUGCUGCGGAACUACCUACACUACAGCUUGUAUGACCAAGCCGAGAAGCUGGUUUCCAAGUCAGUGUUCCCUGAGCAGGCCAACAACAAUGAGUGGGCAAGGUACCUCUACUACACAGGACGGAUCAAAGCUAUCCAGCUGGAAUACUCAGAGGCCCGGAGAACAAUGACCAACGCCCUUCGCAAAGCCCCUCAGCACACUGCUGUGGGCUUCAAACAGACGGUGCACAAGCUUCUUAUCGUGGUGGAGCUGCUGCUGGGGGAGAUCCCAGACCGGCUGCAGUUCCGUCAGCCAUCCCUCAAACGCUCACUCAUGCCCUACUUCCUUCUGACCCAAGCUGUCAGGACUGGAAACCUAGCCAAGUUUAACCAGGUCCUGGAUCAGUUUGGAGAGAAGUUUCAAGCAGACGGGACCUAUACCCUAAUCAUUCGACUGCGGCACAACGUCAUCAAGACAGGUGUGCGCAUGAUCAGCCUCUCCUACUCCCGAAUCUCCCUGGCUGACAUUGCCCAGAAGCUGCAGCUGGACAGCCCAGAGGAUGCAGAAUUCAUUGUUGCCAAGGCCAUCCGGGAUGGCGUCAUUGAAGCCAGCAUCAACCAUGAGAAGGGCUACGUGCAGUCCAAGGAGAUGAUCGAUAUCUACUCCACGCGGGAGCCCCAGCUAGCCUUCCACCAGCGCAUCUCCUUCUGCCUCGAUAUCCACAACAUGUCCGUCAAGGCCAUGAGGUUUCCUCCCAAAUCAUAUAACAAAGACUUGGAGUCAGCAGAGGAACGGCGUGAACGAGAGCAACAAGACUUGGAGUUUGCCAAGGAGAUGGCAGAAGAUGAUGACGACAGCUUCCCUUGAACUGGGGGGCUGGGGAGGGGUGGGAUGAGUGGGGACUGGCUCUUUUAUCUUCCCCCUUGGGGUCCCCUUUUCCCACACACAGCUCACAGACUGCAUAUGUGCAGGAGGGUGCAGAGAGCCAGCCACCCCCACCUCACCCCAGGGCCCCUCCCCAGCCGGUGUACAUGGUGGGCAGGAAGGCAAGCAGGCAGCCUCCCAGGGCAGGGUCCUGGCUAGUGGUGUGGGCAGCAACAUGGGGGGUACUAGCCCUGUGUUCUCCUCCAGGGAGUAGGGGACUGGACUUGGGACACAUGCAUUGGGUUGUAUGUUUUUUGAAGCUUCAAUUAUGAUUUUUAAACAAUAAAAAGUUCUACAAAG
Messenger RNA from Erinaceus europaeus (western European hedgehog), 2129 nucleotides. It is a transcript of the gene PSMD3, whose product is annotated as proteasome 26S subunit, non-ATPase 3. The coding region runs from base 174 to 1772 and encodes 532 amino acids. The record is from RefSeq and is a predicted model, not a curated record. The transcript is spliced from 12 exons. Lineage: Eukaryota; Metazoa; Chordata; Mammalia; Eulipotyphla; Erinaceidae. Gene Ontology annotation, molecular function: protein binding; enzyme regulator activity. Gene Ontology annotation, cellular component: proteasome regulatory particle, lid subcomplex; proteasome complex. Gene Ontology annotation, biological process: regulation of protein catabolic process; ubiquitin-dependent protein catabolic process.